AUGCUGGCACUCCACAAGGCGGGCCUCUACGACGGUCUGUUCACGGAAGACAAUCCAGCCUCACCCAAAGUCAAGAAGGUCAAGUCUCGGACGAAGGAAGACAAGCCCAAGGAGAAGGAGAAGAAAAAAGAGAAGACGAAGGAAAAAGAAAAGGCGAACGUGAUUCCCUUCCCCCAAACAAGACAGUUUCUCGCUUCCCCAGUCCACAACCCAACUCCACAUGACAGCACGUCUGCCCCCAUUCACUCGCAAAUUCAGCCCUUGGAGAUAACCCAAGGCAAUCAGAACUUCGCAGCAAGGGUGGAGCCGAUUCCAGUUGCUCAAGAGAAGUCCGUCGUAUUCUGCAGAGCGUUGCACAACUAUGAUGCCGGUAUCCCCGAUGGUCUUUCCUUCAGGAAGGGCGACAUUAUCGAGGUGCUGUCUCAGGAUGCCUCGGGAUGGUGGGACGCCUAUUUCGGGGAUGUCCGGGGCUGGAUUCCUUCCAACUAUGUUGUCCUCCUCAGCGAAGACGAAGCCGCCCAUGUUAUCUCGGAGUCACCGAGGUCGGCCUCCACACUCGAAUCUCCGACUGUUUGGACCCCGCGUAGUAGUCCUAACGACGAGACAUCGCCUCCCGUCGAAUGGCGACAUCCCUGGGCGCCCACCUCAGAUGGCCGAGGCCGGCGGGCAUGGCACCUCCCCAUGCGACUUGGGGACUCGGGAGACUCUGAGCUCGAAGACUCACAUGGUGGACUCGAGAUCCCGCUGCCCCUGAAGCCAAAGAAGUCGUUCAUGACCAGCAGGUCUUCGAACGACUCUGGAAGUAUCCAAGGAAAAACUUAUUCCCAAUCCCUCAUCUCUCAUGCGAGCGAGUCCAAGGUGACCUUGAAGGAACGUUCUGGGUCGGCAGUUACAUUUGGGUUUCCCAUUGUGGACGACGUGGGGCUGUCCAUGACACACGACUCGGGACGUGACUCGAUCUACGGAGCAAAGGCCAUACCCUGGUAUCUGCAACCGAGUGUUCCUCCAGAUAUCAUGCUUGGUGAAGAUGGAUCCGUCAAAGGCGGAAGUCUCCCAGCGCUUGUCGAGAGGCUAACAGCACAUGAGCAAGUUUCCGACAGAGCGUUUGCCCAAGCUUUCCUGAUGACAUUCAAGACUUUCGCUAGUAUUGACGAACUGGUGGACGCGUUGAUUGAUCGGUUCAGAAUUGCUCCUCCUCCAGGGCUCAUGUCCAACGAACUGGAGGAGUGGAUUUCAAUGAAGCAGCGCGUCGUUCAGAUUCGCGUGCUCAAUGUCUUCAAGUUGAUGGUACAAGGGAACGACAUAAUCGAGAACGAUGACCAUCACGUCGUUGCAAGGAUCCGAGAAUUUGUUCAAGAGAAGGAUGUCUCGUGCUUACCUGCGGCCCAAGUCCUCUCCAACCUGGUCGAACGGAGGCGCAGUGGGAGCAGCCUUCACAAUGUUGUCAGCAAUACUACUCUUCCGCCAUCGCCCAUUAUCCCCAGAGCUAACAAGAAGAUGCGAUUCGUGGACAUCGACCCCCUCGAAGCCGCUCGUCAGUUGACCAUCUUGGAAAGCGAGCUGUUCCAGAGGAUAAGACCUUUCGAAUGUCUGAAGCGUGUACGAGAACGGAAGGCGGAGCAUAUGGAUAACAUCGCAAUCGUCAUUCAGACGAGCAAUAAGAUUGCGGACUGGGUUGCAGACCUUGUAUUGAGCAAGCAGGAUCCUUGGAAGCGGGCCCAGAUUGUCCGACAUUUUAUCAGCAUUGCCGAUCGGUGUCGACAUCUCAAGAACUUUUCCACCAUGGUUGCUAUCAUCUCUGGCUUGAGCUCUCCCCCAAUUCGUCGGCUUAAGCAAACUUGGGAACACGUUAAUCAACGCUCGAUGAAGGAGCUUGCUGCGUGCGAAGGGAUCAUCGACAGCAACAAGAACUUUUCCAAUUACCGCAAACUCAUGGCGUCCAUGACGCCCCCAUGUAUCCCCUUCAUCGGUGUGUUCCUCUCUACCCUGCAAUUCAUCCAAGACGGCAACCCAGACAACCAUCCCAACGGGCGCAUCAACUUCCGCAAAAGACAGAAAUUUGCUGAAGUCAUAAGUGACACCAAACGAUGGCAGUCACACUCGUACAACCUCCAGCGUGUUCCUGUUAUCAUGGAUUUCAUUGAGGACUCGUUAGGACCUUUGGGGGAGAGGUUCCAUGCGAGUGGCGGCGGUGGCUCGAGCUCGAGCGACAAGUAUUGGAAUUUGAGUUUGGAGAGGGAGCCGAGGGAGAGAUGUGAGAGCGGGGAUGGGAUGGCGGGGAUGAAGGAUGCGUUUUCGGUGCAGGAUUCGUGGUUCUUGUUCUUGGGGAAUGAGGGACCUGGAUCACCUCGCUCGGGGCGGCCCCGGAUGACCUCUUUCCUUAUUCAAGACCAUGUAAAUCGCGAAAUGCCGCGCGAAUGGGCCUCGGACGACUCGUGUGCUUUCUGUCGUAUCAUCAAGAAGACAUCGCCGGCAGCGGUGGUAUACGAGACAGAUAAAGUGAUUGCAAUUCUUGACAUUCUUCCGCUGAGAGAAGGGCAUACACUUGUCAUUCCGAAGAUACAUUGUCCGAGGGUGUCAGAGUUGCCGCCGGAGUAUGCGGGUGCGACUGGGGAGGCGGUUUCGAGGGUUGCGCAGGCUUUGACUAAGGCCUUGGAUCAUACCGGCUUGAACGUCGUGUGUAACCAAGAAUACGCUCAAGUCGUACCUCAUGUGCAUUAUCAUGUUAUCCCAGCUCCCAAGCUGACCGCUUCGAGAAGUCCAUCACCCGAACCUACUACCAGCGAGAAGGGGAAAGGGACCAAGCUGAGCUUGAGCAAGAUGCACAAACUGGAGUUUGAGUCGAGGGAUGUACUGGAUGAAGAUGAGGCUCGGGAACUUGUGACAAAGCUUAAGGCACACCUCUAG
Messenger RNA from Coprinopsis cinerea okayama7#130, 2907 nucleotides. RefSeq lists its product as hypothetical. Gene Ontology annotation, biological process: positive regulation of GTPase activity; Ras protein signal transduction. Lineage: Eukaryota; Fungi; Basidiomycota; Agaricomycetes; Agaricales; Psathyrellaceae. Gene Ontology annotation, cellular component: plasma membrane. The transcript is spliced from 13 exons. The coding region runs from base 1 to 2907 and encodes 968 amino acids. Gene Ontology annotation, molecular function: protein binding; guanyl-nucleotide exchange factor activity; catalytic activity. The record is from RefSeq and is a predicted model, not a curated record.